AGAACAAUCAGCUUUUAAUAAACACAACAUGAUAUAACAAAGAUGAAACAUUUGUUUUUAAAUCUCAGACUGCAAAAAUAAAAUGUCCUGCCCUCCAAAAUAAAAGUUUUCUAAAUCACUUUAAAUUAAAUGAAGAAGAUGAAUCAAAGAGUUCAGAGGUCAAAUCAAAGUCUGCGUUUCUUCUCAUGUCUGACUGAACUUCAACCAUCAAACGCGCCAAUUAACAUAUUAAGAUGUGAGCUCAUUAACAUAUUAAAGAGCCGUCAGGUGUUUGAUGGCAGAUCCAGACUUGUGUUUAAAACUGGACCCUCAGAGCUCAGAGGCCUCAGCAGCACUCAGGUCUGAAUCAUGGACGGAACCAGCAGAGUGUCAGACUUCAGCAUCGACCGCAUCCUCUCCCCGCAGCUCGGACACAAGCAGCCGGCCAUGGAGUUCUCCCCGGACGGGUAUCUGUACGGGCUCCCCGGCGGGUUCAGCCUGGACUCCGGGACUCUCAGAGCUCCUGCUCCGGUCCCAGUGCCGGUGCCGGUGCCGGUGCCAGGCUGCCUGCAGUACCGAGGGAUGGGCUUUGGAGAGGCGUAUUGCCCGUACGGAGCAGGCUUCCAUCACAGCAGCAUGUAUCCAAACUCUGGAGUGUACGUGCACUUCGGCAGCAGCAGUCCGGACUCUGCAGGUAAACUUUGGCUCCAGCUUCUUCACUUUAACCGGAACCGUUUAACGUUUCAUCACCGUCACGAGAAAACUUUCCUAACUCACGUGUCUCUCCCUCCAGAUGCUCAGCAGUUGGCGGGUUACCAUGGUUACCACCAAGCCGGGGUGUCCGCGCAGUCGCAGCUUCGUCAGAAGUCCCGGAUGAGGACGGUGUUCACCGACAGUCAGACCAAGAGGCUCGAGGCGCUGUUCGAGCUCACCGACUACCCGGCGGUGGAGGCGCGAGCCGAGGUGGCGAGGAGCACCGGGCUGAGCGAGGAGACAGUCAGGGUCUGGUUUAAGAACCGCAGAGCCCGCAGGAAGCGGCAGCGCAGCGGCUCCAAAGUCAAGUCUCCGUCCCCGCCCCGCGGCGCUGCAGCGGAGAUGAAACUCUUCACCUCCGUCCUCUGAAGGUCACAGCUGCUGCUCAGAGGUCAAACUCACCGCGUGCAGAGACUCUCACCUGCAGAGGUCAAAGGUCACCUGACGGCAUCCUGGUCGAAGGCACCUCGGCAGGGCGGAUGUUUGUGAUGGUGCAUUCAGGGGAUGUUGGGGAAAGUCGGACACUUGUUUAUACGCUGCAGUUUUUUCUAGUUUUAAAUUAUUUUUGAAUUUCUAUGUAAUUUAUUGAAGUCAGGUUUCAAACACCAGCAACAUUUGUAACUUGGAGUGUUUCAUGAAGAAAUAAAUGGAGUUAUGAUGUGACGUCAGUCUGUUGUUUCUUUAUUAACUGUUCAGAUG
Molecule: messenger RNA, 1431 nt
Organism: Larimichthys crocea (large yellow croaker)
Lineage: Eukaryota; Metazoa; Chordata; Actinopteri; Sciaenidae
Gene: dharma
Product: dharma
Exons: 2
Coding region: 349-1101 (250 amino acids)
Biological process (GO): neuron differentiation; brain development; central nervous system development
Cellular component (GO): nucleus
Molecular function (GO): RNA polymerase II cis-regulatory region sequence-specific DNA binding; DNA-binding transcription factor activity, RNA polymerase II-specific
Source: RefSeq, a predicted model, not a curated record